Molecule: messenger RNA, 2615 nt
Organism: Merops nubicus (carmine bee-eater)
Lineage: Eukaryota; Metazoa; Chordata; Aves; Coraciiformes; Meropidae
Gene: BICD2
Product: bicaudal D homolog 2 (Drosophila)
Exons: 6
Biological process (GO): microtubule anchoring at microtubule organizing center; protein localization to organelle; regulation of microtubule cytoskeleton organization
Cellular component (GO): cytosol; Golgi apparatus
Molecular function (GO): cytoskeletal adaptor activity; dynein complex binding; dynactin binding
Source: RefSeq, a predicted model, not a curated record
GUCAAUCAGAAUGUGGAGAUACAAAGGGCCCGUCUGCGAGAUGAUAUUAAGGAAUAUAAAUUCCGAGAAGCACGUUUGCUGCAAGACUACACAGAGCUUGAAGAGGAAAACAUCUGCCUCCAGAAACAAGUGUCUGUCCUGAAGCAAAAUCAGGUGGAGUUUGAAGGCCUGAAACAUGAAAUCAAAAGGCUUGAAGAGGAAACGGAAUUUCUCAACAGUCAGCUAGAAGAUGCCAUACGGCUGAAGGAGAUCUCUGAACGACAGCUUGAGGAGGCCCUAGAGACGCUGAAGACGGAGCGGGAGCAGAAGAACAACCUCCGUAAGGAGCUCUCUCACUACAUGAACAUCAAUGACUCCAUGUACAACAGCCACCUGAACAUCUCUUUAGACGGACUGAAGUUCAGCGACGAAGCCACAGAGCCCAAUAAUGAUGAAAUCAUGAACGGAUUUGAACAAAACUGCCUUAGCAAACUCAGCAAUGGCAAAAACAGUACAUCGACACCCAAGAAAAAUGAAAGCUUCCCUCCAGCCCCAAGUCUGGUCUCAGAUCUUUUAAGUGAACUAAACAUUUCUGAAAUCCAGAAGCUGAAACAACAGCUUGUACAGAUGGAAAGAGAAAAGGUGAACUUGUUAACAACGCUACAGGAAUCUCAAAAGCAGCUGGAAAAUACACGAGGGGCCCUCUCAGAGCAGCAUGAGAAAGUGGGCAGACUCACAGAAAACCUAAACGCAAUGAGGAAGCUGCAGGUCAGCAAGGAACGUCAGUCUGCCCUCGACAACGAGAAGGACCGAGACAGCCACGAAGAUGGAGACUAUUACGAAGUUGACAUCAAUGGGCCAGAGAUCCUGGAGUGCAAGUACAAAGUGGCUGUGGCAGAGAUUACUGACCUAAAAGAAGAGCUCAAAAAUCUUAAGGCCAAAUAUAAAGAAUGUGAGUCUAAGUAUGAGGAGGAGAAGAGCAGAUAUGAGACUGAGAGCCAAGCUCUAACUGAAAAGAUCACCUCACUAGAAAAAUCCAGUAGACAGGAUAGAGAACAGGUGGCCAGACUGGAGAAGGAGCUGAAGAAAGUCAGUGAUGUUGCUGGAGAAACACAGGGCAGCCUCAGUGUUGCCCAAGAUGAGUUAGUCACCUUCAGUGAAGAACUGGCCAAUUUGUACCACCAUGUCUGUAUGUGCAACAAUGAAACUCCAAACAGAGUGAUGCUGGAUUACUACAAGGAAGGUAAAGGUGGACACAGUAGUCCAGGGACUACUGGAAGGAAGUCUCCCAUUCUUCUUUCUAAAGGGCUCUUAACUAUAGAGCUAGGAAAGGCAGAGAAUGGAAGUGGUGACAGCAGCCCAUCUCCAGUGUCAUCUCUGCCAUCUCCUGUGUCAGAUCCUCGGAAGGAACCAAUGAACAUUUACAACUUGAUCGCCAUAAUCCGGGAUCAGAUCAAACACCUGCAAGCUGCUGUGGACAGAACAACCGAGCUGUCCAGGCAGCGUGUUGCCACUCAAGAACUUGGGCCAGUGGUGGACAAAGACAAGGAAGCUCUCAUGGAAGAAAUCCUGAAGCUGAAAUCCCUGCUGAGCACCAAGAGAGAACAGAUAGCAACUCUGAGAACUGUGCUGAAGGCAAACAAACAGACUGCAGAGGUAGCCCUUGCCAACUUAAAAAGCAAGUAUGAGAACGAGAAAGCUAUGGUUACAGAGACAAUGAUGAAACUGCGAAAUGAGCUGAAGGCUCUGAAAGAAGAUGCUGCUACCUUCUCUUCCCUCAGAGCAAUGUUUGCUACAAGAUGUGACGAAUAUGUCACACAGCUGGAUGAAAUGCAGAGGCAGCUUGCAGCAGCUGAGGAUGAGAAGAAGACUCUGAACUCAUUGCUUCGGAUGGCUAUCCAGCAGAAACUGGCAUUGACCCAGCGCCUGGAACAUUUGGAGCUAGAUCAUGAGCAGUCCAAAAGGGUGCGCACAAAAUCUGCUUCCAAAGCCAAGAGCGGUAACCCUAGUCUGUAGAGUAGUCCCUGGAGAAGGCAACAGUGCAACAGCAUUUCUUAGCCUCUUUUGUUAUUGUUUAAAGUGGUAGACCAUUGCAAAAAGAAUGGAAACCACUGACCCGAUCCUAACUUUUGAAAACACCUUUUCCUAUAUACUACCUGAGACUUUCCUUUAUGUCUGAAGCUAUAAAACAAACAAGCUUUACCUGUAAGUGCUGCUGCAGUAAGAAAACUUACAAGUGCUGAAGAAACCUACUUCAAAUGUAAUGAUCACCGUAUUAGUUUAUGAUCUACUAAAAAAGUUCAGAUGGGGGAAUUUCUUAUCUCAUUGCUGAUGCUCAUUUUUUUAUCUGAUUGUUAAACCUGUGCACUUUUGAUAUUUUUCUUUAGCUUCUUUAAUUCCUUAUGUAAAAGAGUUUAUAUAAAUGCAGUUGUUUGUGCUCACAGUCUCCAGUUUGGGUUGUGAUUCUUGAAUUCUACAUCAGCAUGUGGUGGAGAUUUUGGGAGGGCUCUAGAUUGUGAUUAGAAAAGAAUUUCAACAAGAAAUAGGACCUCUGCUAAACUGUGUGCUGUGCUUCAGAAUCUUUUUUAUUAUUAUAAAAUGUUAAGCUUUUUAUGUUUAAAUUACUGAUUUUUUUU